This is a messenger RNA of Puccinia graminis f. sp. tritici CRL 75-36-700-3, 4080 nucleotides long. RefSeq lists its product as uncharacterized. The record is from RefSeq and is a predicted model, not a curated record. The coding region runs from base 1 to 4080 and encodes 1359 amino acids. NCBI's taxonomy places the organism in Eukaryota, Fungi, Basidiomycota, Pucciniomycetes, Pucciniales, Pucciniaceae. The transcript is spliced from 10 exons.
AUGAAGCGGUCCAGGAACGAGGACGUGGGGCCAACAUGGGCCGACCCAAACCAGCUUGGAAUCCCCAAACUUCGCGAAGCUUUAACCACAUUUGGAAUACGCCUCGAUGCAGGCGAAUGCCGCACCAAAUUAUUCCAGCGGUACGUCAAACUUGCCCGGAUCGAGUCUCCUGAAUCUGUGGAAUGUUGGACCGGCCUCGACUUGGACGCACCAUUGCCAGGCGCUGAGAGAUUUGUGGUCCCCAAGCUGAGGAUUAUAUUGGCUCUCUACUCGGUUGGCUACCCAGCACAAGCAAGCCGCGGUCAUCUAGUCAAGCUAUUCAACGCCCUUGCAAAGGAGCGUGAUCCUAGUGGCUCAGUCGGCGAUAUCUGUACCCGGUCCUCACAGUCGGAUCCGAAAAAGAAGAAGAAAAACUCAAAACCAACACCUCUGAACCUGUUGCCGCAGUCCAAGCCUUCGAGGGACAAAAUCGCACCAACGCACGCCGACUCGCCAAGCCAUGUAGGGAAGACUCGUCGCACCAAAGCCAGAGAAGAUAAAUUCUUCCAGCCAUAUCGAUCCUCCGAAAGGCCAGCUAGAUCCUCCGUGUGCCCCUCAUCUCAAUCAUCUGGACGGUCCCUAUCUCAAGUCUCGAGGUCAUCAGAUGCCUACUCGCUUCGCCGAUCGCCCCGGUUGAGGGCAGCACAAGAACAGAUGGAGCAAUCAAGAGCUUCCCACCGGCCUGCCCAAUCAUCAAACAGAUGUGAAGAUGAAACAGAUGCAGAUGAAGCAGACAAUGACGCUGAUGAAACAGACGAUGGCGAUGAUAAGACAGACGAUGACGCUGACUCUCAGGCGCCGACGCAUGCCACUCGUUCGGCAACAUGGGAGCCUUCCUCCCCUGAAGCCCAUCAUCAGUCCCCCAUUGCCGCCUCCUCUGAAGCCGGAGACUCUGAAAGAACCGCCUCUCAGCCGCCUUCUGCAGCAUCUGACUCACGACCUGCUGAAGACGGGCACUCUGAAGGGGCUGCCUCUGAGUCGCUCUCAAACGAACCUCCCACUCCCUCUGUGAAAGAUGAAUCAGACGAUGACGCCGACUCUCGGGCGCCUCCCCCAUUGCCGCCUCCUCUGAAGCCGGAGACUCUGAACGAACCCGCCUCUCAGCCGCCUUCUGCAGCAUCUGACUCACGACCUGCUGAAGACGGGCACUCUGAAGGGGCUGCCUCUGAGUCGCUCUCAAACGAACCUCCCACUCCCUCUGUGAAAGAUGAAUCAGACGAUGACGCCGACUCUCGGGCGCCGUCCCAUGCCACUCGUUCGGCAACAUGGGAGCCUUCCUCCCCUGAAGCCCAUCAUCAGUCCCCCAUUGCCGCCUCCUCUGAACGAACCGCCUCUCAGCCACCUUCUGAAGCAUGUGACUCACGCUCGGAACGAACCGCCUCUCAGCUACCUUCUGAAGCAUCUGACUCACGCUCGGAACGAACCGCCUCUCAGCCACCUUCUGAAGCAUCUGACUCACGCUCUGAACAAACCGCCUCCCAGCCACCUUCUGAAGCAUCUGACUCACGCCCUGCUGAAGCCGCCUCUGAAGGCCAUCAUUCUAAGUCUUCCGUCAAUGUCUCCCGUGAAGCUCAGUCAUACAAAGUUCGGUCAGGGUCUCUUGUCGAUGAAGAUCGAGCAUCCGGACAAGAGUCUGGCGUGUCCUCCGGACACCACGAAUCGGAUGUAUCCAGCGCACCUACGCGUAGGACUCGACCCGCCUACAGGCCUGCACAGAAGCGUAAACCAGAAGUCCCCUCAGAAUGGCCGGACGCUCUGCGGCUCUCGCGGGUGGAGAUUGAAGCAUACCUUGAUGAGUACAAUGUUGCGUACACCUCAGCCACGCGGAUGGCACGCUUGAUCGGGAGCUACAAUCUUCUACGCUCAACGGUCCCAAACCUCGGCGAACAGCGGGCAUCUAAACGUCCUAAGGCUCCUCAGUCCCGUCCUCGGUCCUUGUCUAGGCCACCACGUAUCCGCAGAAAGAGCCGUUCUAGAGUCGAGGCAAGCGCUGAACCCGAUGAAUGUGGGUUUGUAUACAGGCGGCCGAAGCCUCCUUCCAUUCCUCGAACUGAAUCAUCACCUUCCGAGCCUUCUGUCAGUCGCGAGAACUCACCAUCCUCGGUGUCUCCGUCCGACUAUCAGCCAUCUGUGGCGUCAACUGAGCUAUCGGAAGCUCCAUCGGCAGCUCCAACCCCUCGGACAUCAAUCAGCGCUCGUUCAACGACCAGUUCAAGAGAGUUUCCUACCAAACAUACUCGGCAGAAGCGAGCCAAGAGCAACCAUGCUGAAGCUCCCACUCGCAAGAAACGAGCAAGACCUCGAGCUCAACAACGCCAGCUCAAAGGACGUCGCGAGUGGGGUCGUCCGUCCUCUACUCAACAAGAGGAUCAUCUUGUUAAUUUCGUUCCGGUCCUUCCUGACCAUUCACAGAAAAGAAAAAACCAACAGGCUGACCUCCAUGUCAAAAGGCGCCGCACUGGUACGGAUGAUCCUCGCCCGCAAGCAACCUCACGGCCCUCGAGGAUAAACCGAGUGCGGCAAAAUAGCUAUGCAGUGCGCCCAGCCUUUCUUGACAGCAACCAGCUCGACCCGCAUGAGUCGGAUCUUGAACACCAGCUCCCAGAGUCGCCUCAGUCCAAUCGCUCGUCCAGCGCCUUAAGACGCUUCUCAUUCAGGUCGCAGCCUGUAGACGAAGAAUCAGAUUCGCAGGAAUCCAAUGGCUUGCCCAGCGCCUCAAGACCCUUGCCAUCUAGGUCGCAGCCUGUAGACCACGAACCAGAUGCUCCUUCGACCCUGGUUCGGCCAAACAAACGGAAGCAGCCACAUCACCCUUCUGCUAGCACGCAUCGGGAAAAAAGGAGAGCCACCCCGGUGGCGCCACGUAUCCCGACCUCCGCGCAAGUUCACCGCCGAAGACAAAGACAGGCCAGAGUUCGUCCUGGCAGCCUCAGAGUGACCCCAUCUUUUCGUGAUGAUGACGUUAUUGUGCCAACUUAUCAUCCGGCGGCCAGUGGAGUCGAAAGCUGGAGGUCUUCUUUACCUCGAGAUUUAUCAUGCCCACCGGAGCCAACAACGUCAUCCCCAUCUGAACCACCAACGCCGCCACGGCGACGCCAGGCUGGCCCCGUAACCGGAUGCUGCGCUGGCCAACAAUUGGUCUCUCAGCUUACGGAGGCGACCGGUCUCCUAACUGUCUGUCUUGAAAGGGUCGGUCUUUCCGCGCAGGGGCCUCAGAUCUCUACCACCACUCGCCCCUCUGGCACUCAUCGCAACCUCUCUCUUUUGGCACGAGUCCGCCAGCACAUGAAGACCCUCUUUGGAAAAUGCAUGGAGUUGAACCAGUUCCCACCCCCUGCAACCGAACAGGAAAAGGCCAACUGGAAGGAUUACGACCAGGACAAUGACUCAGAGGAUGACUCAGACGAUGAAAGCGUGUUGAGUGGCUCUUUGCAUUCAGGUGAUGACCCUGCUUUUCCAUAUCGCAACGGUCCUGGUCAUAGGGAGGCUUCUGCAGCAACCCUCUCGAUCAUGUGGAGGUGCAUGCGAAAGGCUGGUGUCGUGUCAUUCCGGCCUGACUUUACUCGGCGUCAUCGUGAUCCAGAUAACAUGUUCUUAUGGGACCUUGCCCAUCACAUCUUUAUCAAGCUAGUUCGAGCACAACAUUAUUCAGAGAUCGAUCUGGAAAGCUCUACUGAAGCAAGUAUUCGCCAGGCAAUAUUAAAUCAUACGAGACACCUACGUCGGACGUAUCACGAAGCAGGCUGGGAUGCCAGGCGCCUGGACAGUAGGGCCGUGCUGAAACGUCGACAAGCGCGAACGAAUCGGCUCCGUGACAACCGAGUCAAGUUUCUCGGUACCCAGGCUGCACUCGUGCCGCUCAUUUCGGUUGCGACUGAAUGCACCAGCGACGCCGAAACUGAAGCCAACGAUGGAAGGCAAAAGCGUGUGGCUGUCAAACAUCUCCCGUGGCGGCAUCCUCGAAUCGGCCGAGCCUUUAAAAUGACCCAGGACCAGCACCAGAUCAUGUCCAACAUUCCUUCCAUCCGAUGUCUAUUGUAA